Molecule: messenger RNA, 345 nt
Organism: Lycium ferocissimum
Lineage: Eukaryota; Viridiplantae; Streptophyta; Magnoliopsida; Solanales; Solanaceae
Exons: 1
Source: RefSeq, a predicted model, not a curated record
AUGCUGCAGGGUAUUCCAAAGUAUGCUAAGUACAUCAAAGAUAUUGUUGCAAACAAGAGCCGUUUCACAGAGUAUGCCACGGUUGCACUUACUGAGGAGUACACUUCUCGUAUUCCGAACAGGUUGCCCACAAAAUUGAAGGAUCCCGGAAGUUUCUCUAUUGAGAUUUCUAUUGGGACACAGGUGGUUGCUCGAGCACUUUGUGACCUAGGUGCAAGUAUAAAUCUGAUGCCUUCGUCUAUCUUCCGGAAGCUAGGUUUGGGAGUGCCCAGACCAACCACUAUAGUUCUUCAGCUGGCAGACAGAUCGUUAGCAAGACCCGAAGGUAUUAUUGAAGAUGUAUUG